Messenger RNA from Sesamum indicum (sesame), 1916 nucleotides. RefSeq names its product glycerol-3-phosphate acyltransferase 5. Gene Ontology annotation, molecular function: glycerol-3-phosphate 2-O-acyltransferase activity; phosphatase activity. Gene Ontology annotation, cellular component: membrane. Lineage: Eukaryota; Viridiplantae; Streptophyta; Magnoliopsida; Lamiales; Pedaliaceae. Gene Ontology annotation, biological process: cutin biosynthetic process. The record is from RefSeq and is a predicted model, not a curated record.
UUGUGAACUGAUAAACAGCCUUCAUUACUACACAGUCAUAUCCACUUUCAUCUAAUCCUCCUAAUUCUUUCUCAAUCCUUACAUCUUUCAUCUUCUUAACAAAUUCAAUAACUAUAUUUUGCUUAUUCCCAAGUUUCUUUAUUGCAAGAGUUGGACAAACAUAAUUAAGGAAGGGGAUCAGUAGUGACAAUGGAGUACUGUGUUGUUUCUGAGCUUGAAGGAACGCUUUUGAAAGACCAUGAUCCCUUUUCCUACUUCAUGUUGAUAGCCUUUGAGGCAUCCGGCCUUAUCCGCUUCGCCCUUCUCCUGGCGUUAUGGCCUUUUAUUCGUCUACUAGAGGCAUUGGGGAGAGGGGACGAUGGGCUUAAGCUCAUGAUUUUUGUGGCCACGGCUGGGGUUCCAUUCUCUGAGAUUGAAGCAGUGGCAAGGGCCGUUUUGCCCAAGUUUUACUUGGAUGAUAUCAACAUGGAUGCUUGGAGAGUCUUUAGCUCGUACCCUAAACGAGUCGUUGUGACUAAAAUGCCUAAGAUCAUGGUGGAGAGGUUCGUGAUGGAGCAUUUACGGGCAGACCAUGUCGUUGGGAGUGACCUUUCCAUGAAUCGAUUUGGAUUUGCCACGGGAUUUCUGAAAGAUGAUUUUGGUUCUGUAGCUAAGAGGGUUGCUCAAUUGUUUGGAGAUGAUGAGAAGCCUUGUUUGGGGCUAGGAAGGCCUGAUUCCGGUUGCAGUUCAUUGUUCCUACCAUUGUGCAAGGAAGAGUGCCAUCCACCAUUCAUUACCAACCACAAAAACCACCACCAACAUCAAAUCAUCAUCCGCCCCCUCCCUGUCAUCUUUCACGAUGGCCGCCUCGCCAAGCGGCCGACGCCAUCUACCGCACUCCUAAUCAUCCUAUGGGUCCCUCUAGGGAUCAUACUGGCCGCCAUCCGCAUCGCGGUAGGCUUGAUGCUACCCAUGUGGGCAACGCGCCACAUCGCUCCACUCUUGGGCGGUAGGGUUGUGGUCAAAGGCAACCCUCCUCCUCCUCCCAGUCGACGUUCCUCCACUUCGGGCGUUCUCUUUGUAUGCACGCACAGAACCCUAAUGGACCCCGUCGUACUAUCCACCGUCCUCCGCCGCAGAAUUCCCGCCGUCACAUACUCCAUUUCCCGACUAUCGGAGAUCUUGUCGCCCAUCCCCACCAUCCGUUUGACAAGAAUCAGAGACGUGGACGCGACGAAAAUAAAACAGGAACUGGAAAAGGGAGACUUAGUGGUUUGCCCCGAAGGGACAACUUGUAGGGAACCCUUCCUCUUGAGGUUCAGUGCCCUAUUCGCAGAACUGACGGAUCAGAUAGUGCCGGUGGCGAUGAACUACAGAGUAGGGCUGUUCCAUGCAACGACGGCGAGAGGGUGGAAAGCCAUGGACCCGAUAUUCUUCUUCAUGAACCCAAGGCCAGUGUAUGAGGUGACUUUUCUGAACCAGCUGCCGGUGGAGGCGACGUGCUCGGCGGGGAAAAGCCCACAUGAUGUGGCGAACUAUGUGCAGAGGAUAUUGGCAGCAACAUUAGGAUUUGAGUGCACCAACUUCACGAGGAAGGAUAAGUAUAGGGUUCUUGCAGGAAACGAUGGAAAUGUGAGUAGUACUGAUGGAGGAGGAGCUGCGGGACUGGUCGAUGCUUUCAAGAAGAUAGUACCCAGUUUUAUUAUUCUUCACUAGCUAUACAUCAUUAUACCGCUCAAUCACUACUGCCUACCAUCUUAUCUUAAUUUCUUUGUAUAAUUCUUUUUUUGUUUUUUUCCUGGGAUUUUUAUUUAUUUUAAUUAUUUUUUUCUCUUUAAUAAUGUUUCCCUGGAAGUACUGUUGAAUAAUGUAUUGAAGUAUAAUAUACGUAUAUGUAUUGUGAUGUGUCGUACAUAUAAUGUUUUCACUUGUAAAUU